Messenger RNA from Cyprinodon variegatus (sheepshead minnow), 2560 nucleotides. Its product is annotated as protein-glutamine gamma-glutamyltransferase 6-like. The coding region runs from base 165 to 2144 and encodes 659 amino acids. The transcript is spliced from 13 exons. Gene Ontology annotation, molecular function: protein-glutamine gamma-glutamyltransferase activity. Gene Ontology annotation, biological process: peptide cross-linking. Lineage: Eukaryota; Metazoa; Chordata; Actinopteri; Cyprinodontiformes; Cyprinodontidae. The record is from RefSeq and is a predicted model, not a curated record.
GGUAAUGAGGUUGAAACACGCAAUGCUUGGAGGAAAUAAAUGCGGUCGGGUGUAGUAAGAGUUUUGAAAUCUACUUGUACAUCUCUCAGCUUGGUUGUGGGCUCUGCAGAGCAAAUUUAACUGUUUCUCCAGUUCCAGAGGAAAGAUCCCUACAGAGAAAAGCAAUGCAGCGUGACCGGUCUGCAAACUCCAGCAAUUCCACAACAGUGUUUACUGGUGUCGACCUGCACAGUGAGACCAACAACAAUGAUCACCACACCAGUGAAAUCUCCAUCAAGGAGCUGAUUGUGAGACGAGGACAGAGUUUCAAACUGACCGUCAAACUUGCUCAAGCUUUCAAACCCACCUCAGAUCAGCUCACUAUGACCGUAGCAACAGGAGAACAUCCGUCUGAGAACCUGGGGACGAUGUCACGUUUCGGUGUCCCAGACAAGGUGCAGCGUUCUGCUUCUGCUAAGGCGGUGUGGAGAGCAGAACUUGAGAGGAGCUCUGCUGCUGAGAUGGGAACCUUGACUCUGAGCAUAACUCCCCCAGCUGACGCUCCAGUGGGGGAGUACAGGCUGUCUGCGACGCUGGGGAAGGAGGAGAGGGAGCUGGCAAAGCUUUCCCUGCUGUUCAACCCCUGGUGUUCUGGUAGGUUGGGGAUCUCUGCACUGCUCCUCAGUACAUUGAUUAACAGUGCAAAUGACGGCGGCAUCCUGAAGGGAAACUGGGGAAAUGAUUUCAGAGGGGGGGUCUCCCCUACUCACUGGAGCAGCAGCUACGUCAUUCUUCACAAGUGGUUCAACUCAAUCUACUGCUCUGUGAAGUACGGCCAGUGUUGGGUGUUUGCUGGUGUCAUGUGUUCAGUGAUGCGUCUGCUGGGCAUUCCCUGCCGCGUCGUCACCAACUUCCAGUCGGCUCAUGACACCAACAAGAACCUGACCAUCGACACCUACUUUGCCGACUACGGAGUCCGUGAGAAAGAGACCAAAGACAGCGUCUGGAAUUAUCACGUCUGGGUGGAGGGCUGGAUGAAGCGACCCGAUUUGGCCAAAGAUGGGAGAUAUGAUGGCUGGCAGGCUUUGGAUCCAACUCCACAGGAGAAGAGUGACGGUAUGUUCUGCUGUGGCCCAGCUCCGGUGUCGGCGAUCCUGAACGGAGACACUCAUCUCAAAUACGACGUUCCAUUUCUCUUCGCUUCAGUGAACGCCGACUGCAUCACCUGGCUGAUCAAGCGGGAUGGAUCCAAGCAGAGCAUUUAUUCAGAGAAAAACAGAAUCGGGCAGAACAUCUCCACCAAGGGUGUGGGCACCACCAAGAGGAUGAACAUCACAGACAGCUACAAACACAGAGAAGGAACAAUACAGGAGAGAAGCGUCUUCCAGUUUGCCCUGGAGAGAGUGGCGAACGAAGAAGGAGGAGAAAUCUGCAUCCUCCCUGAGAAAAAUGUUGAAAAUGGGACGCCAGACAUGAACAACGGAUCUCCUGAGCCGAUAUGCAGUCCAACCCCCCCGCCAAAGCUGCUCAUUCGAUUUGAAGAGGUGUCCAAGCCAGUGGACGGUGACGAUGUGAGUCUGAGGCUGGUUCUAAGCAGUGACAGCACUGUGGUCAGGAUGCUGUCCAUCAGCAUCAGUGUUCAGGCCAUGAGGUACACCGGCCGGCCAGCAGGAAACAUCCUCACUCAGGCCACGGAGCAGAAGCUGCUGCCUGGGAAAGAACUGACUGUCCCUAUCCUGAUCCCAUACGUGGCUUAUCACAAAUUCAUGAUCGGAUGUGAGAGCCUUUACAUUUCAGCCAUGAUCACCGACCAUCAGAAGAAAAAUCACACUUUCCUGGCAGAGAACCGCGUUGUGCUGAUGAAACCCCCCAUCUCCAUUACAGUCUUUGGUGAAGGCAGACUGAUGAAGGAGAUGAUCGCUGAAGUGAUCUUCAUGAAUCCUGUCAAUGAGAUUCUCAGAAACUGCAGUCUGACUCUGUCUGGAAGUGGCCUGCUUAAUGGGGAGAUUGUUACUGGACUUCCAGAUCUGCCGCCACACAAUCGAGUCCGUGUGAAGCUUGGUUUCAUUCCCUACAGGAUCGGGGAGAGGACUCUUCUGGUCGACUUUGACUGCGCUUCUUUCAGAGACAUCAAGAAAAGCUGCACAGUCACCAUCAGACCUUAAACUUUAUAUUCUGCAUUUGUUCCUUUAAAGAAACAUAGUUGAUGCAUGAAUGAAUACUCUUACAGUUGCUAAAGAUGUGAAGCAUUUUGCUUAAAUGGAGUCAUAUAGUUAAUCAGUUUUCUAUAAAAGUCUGAUAAACUGCCAACAUGCUGCCAUGUAAGAACUGUGAAAUAUAGUCUGCUUUUCAACUAGACCUUGUGUUUGAUCUAGUUUGAUUCGCCAACAGCCUGUUACAUAACUGGUCAUGUUACAUCAAUUAAAUCUACCGUAUGUCAGUUGUUUACACCUUAAUUUCUUUAGUUAUGAUUUCGUUUCUCAUAUUUGUAUCUCUGCAGGAUCAUAAAGUGUUUUCAGCCUGUUACAGUUAGCAUUUUUUGUAUGAAAAGCUUUGCUUUUAUCCAAGAAAAUGAUGUGCA